Messenger RNA from Exophiala bonariae, 894 nucleotides. RefSeq lists its product as uncharacterized. The record is from RefSeq and is a predicted model, not a curated record. The coding region runs from base 1 to 894 and encodes 297 amino acids. The transcript has a single exon. NCBI's taxonomy places the organism in Eukaryota, Fungi, Ascomycota, Eurotiomycetes, Chaetothyriales, Herpotrichiellaceae.
AUGAGGUCGACGUUGAUCGCAAAGAUCCUUCUGUCCCUGGAGGCUCUCCUUUUGCUCUCGAGUCUCGUCUCUGCAGCGCCGAAACCUGCAACCAACAUCCCACCCGAUCCCCCAUGGACUUACUCGGGAUUUAUGAUCAAGUAUGAGAAGGAGCACCCCGGAAGUAAAGUCGGGCCAUCUGUUGCCGCAAUGGGCAAAAAUGGCGUCCCAGCAGACCAGGGGUACCUCGACAUAGCGGGCAACUUCAAUCUGUCAGGGAUACCCAAGGAUUCCAUGCAUAUGAUCAAACUUGACUGCAAUGGCAACUGCAAGCCUUUUACCAGAAUCAGAUAUGUCGACGCGCGUAAGCCGGCCCCAACACGCACGUGCGUAGGCGAUGCACUUGUCGCCGUUGCACAAUACCGUUUUAAUUGCUUGCGUACCAACCCGCUGAAUAACGUGGCGUGCUGGUGGGCGCAUCCACCAUCCAUUGAUCACUGCUGCGGCGAAUGGAUUGAAUCCGACUCUCCUGAAGCCAAGAAAGCUUACCCAGUAAGGAAGAAGGAAAAGAAGAAGCUAAAUGGGCAGGAUUACUUUGUGUUCACCCCGAUCACUGAGAAGCGGAAGAACGAGAAAGGGAAGAAGGUCAUAAUGAACCGAGUCAUCGCUCAGUCCUCAAAGGACUACAAGAUGAACGUGUUAGGUUGCGCCGACUGGAAAGCUCGCGAUGAUUACGAAUAUGGCUAUUUCAAAAACAACCUUGACGCAUGGGGUAUCCUGGAUGCCGAUAAGGAAGGAGUGGCCGAGAGGCUCUUCUUCCCCUGGUACGAGCCGGUUAUACCAGAAUGGCGUAUUAAUUCAAAGGAGCCACAGGCCGGGGACGAGGACUAUCACAACCGAAGCAGCACAGCUUGA